AUGACCGCAUCUUCGUGGCCGAGCGUCUCGGCGCUGGGCGAGCAGCUGCAGCACCACAUCCAGCUCUUCGUCCUCCAGACCGAUCUGUACUUCUUCCACCUCUUCCCAGCGCUGCGUUCGGGCGCCGUGCGCUCGCCCACGGGGCUCAUCUUCACGGGUCUCAUCAUCCUGCUCGUCUCGCGCGUCGGGUCGUACCUCACCGCGUACCUCGCCGAGCAGGGUGCGUUGGUGUCCAUCCGCGCACCACCGCAGGCGCAGCCGGGUUGGACAUCUAGCGUGCUCGAAAAGCCGCACAUUCGCGAUGCGGCCAAGCCGGGCAAGAUCAUCUGCUACGACCCCGCUACGGCGUACCUGAUCGGCGAGGUCGAUGCAGACACACGCGAGACGAUCGCGCAAAAGAUCGCGCGCGCCAAGCAGGCGCAGGUUAUGUGGGCAAGGUCGUCGUUCGCGGUGCGCAGGAAGGUGAUGCGCACCAUGCAGCGGUGGGUGGUGCGCGAUGCAGAGACCAUCACCCGUGUCGCUGCACGCGAUACGGGCAAGACCGCUAUCGACGCCGCUUUCGGCGAACUCCUCACGACCUGCAGCAAGCUCGCUUGGACCAUUGGCAAUGGCGAGCGCGUGCUGCGGACCGAGGUGAGGCCGAACAAUCUGCUGCUCAUGCACAAGGUGUGCGAGGUGCGUCACGAGCCCAUGGGCGUCGUCGGUGCGUGCGUCAGCUGGAACUACUCGGCACACAACGUGCUCGGCCCCAUCAUCGCCAGUUUGUUUGCGGGCAACGCCAUCGUGGUCAAGGCAAGCGAACUCGUAGCCUGGUCGGCGCAUUACUUUGUCGACGCCGUGCGCGAGUGUCUGCGCGCCUCCGGAUGCGACCCUGAGCUGGUACAGCUCGUAACAUGCUUCCCCGAGGAGGCCGAGGCUCUGACCCAGAGCGCCGAUAUUGCCCAUCUCACCUUCAUCGGCUCCGAGCAUGUCGGUCGACUCGUGGCGCAGGCGGCCACCAAGGAGCUUACCCCCGUGACGCUCGAGUUGGGUGGCAAGGAUCCUGCCAUUUUGCUGCGCGAUGCGGACCUCAAGUACUUUGGCUCGACCUUCAUGCGCAGCUGCUUCCAGGGCGCCGGUCAGAACUGCAUCGGCAUCGAACGAUUUGUUGUGGACGAGGCCAUCGUUGAUCGGCUCGUGGCGAUCGUCGAGCCGCGCAUCCGCGAUCUGAAGCUCGGCAGUUUCAUGGACGAUGCGUCCUUUGGCGCCUCUUCGCGCGGUGGCAAACAGGGUGACCGUGUGGACAUGGGCGCCAUGAUCACCGAUGCACGCUUUGCGCAUCUCGAGCAGCUCAUCCAGGACGCGGUUCGUCAGGGCGCCAAGCUUGUCGUCGGUGGCAAGCGGUUCGAGCAUCCAAAGUGGAAGCACGGACACUACUUUACGCCGACACUGCUGGUGGGUGUGACGACGUCCAUGGCGAUUGCCAACGAGGAGCUUUUUGCACCCGUGUUUGUAGUCAUGCCGUUCAAGUCGGGCGAUCUGGACGCGGCGGUGGGCAUUGCCAACUCCACGAGGUAUGCCUUGGGUUCGUCCGUGUUUUCCGCCACACGGGCGCACUGCGACUACAUCGCCGCGCGCAUCCACGCGGGCAUGGUCAACAUCAACGACUUUGGCGUAAGCUACCUCAACCAAGGCCUCCCCUUUGGAGGCGUCAAGAAGAGCGGAUACGGCAGGUUCGCCGGUCCAGAAGGGCUCUUGGGUCUCACGCAGCCAAAGGCCGUCACGCGCGAUCGACUCUUCAGCCUCCUCAAAACAGGCAUCCCGCCCCCACUCGACUAUCCAAUGCAGAAGCCAGCCCGAUCGUGGGGCUUUGUCAACGCCCUCGUCGGAUUCGCCUAUGCUCCCUCCAUCCCCGCUCGCGCCAAGGCCAUCCUCGACCUCAUCCUCAACUCGGCCUAA
Molecule: messenger RNA, 1938 nt
Organism: Moesziomyces antarcticus
Lineage: Eukaryota; Fungi; Basidiomycota; Ustilaginomycetes; Ustilaginales; Ustilaginaceae
Product: ALDH-like protein
Exons: 1
Coding region: 1-1938 (645 amino acids)
Molecular function (GO): aldehyde dehydrogenase (NAD+) activity
Source: RefSeq, a predicted model, not a curated record